Messenger RNA from Acanthosepion pharaonis, 627 nucleotides. The record is from the annotation of a GenBank genome assembly. NCBI's taxonomy places the organism in Eukaryota, Metazoa, Mollusca, Cephalopoda, Sepiida, Sepiidae.
AUGUUUACCAUUUUAUCCUCAUAUUUUCUUCUCUUGAUCUUCAACGAUGGCCGACCUUUCUUUUCUUUUCUAUCCUCGUGUUUCUCUAUAAAUCUCUCUUCAUAUCUAUCUAUCUAUCUAUCUAUCUAUCUAUCUAUCUAUCUAUCUAUCUAUCUAUCUAUCUAUCUAUCUGCUUGUGUGUAUUUCUGUCUGUUUCUCUAUAAAUCUAUCUUCAUAUCUAUCUAUUUCUCUCUCUCUCUCUCUCUCUCUCUCUCUCUCUCUCUCUCUCUAUCUAUCUAUCUAUCUAUCUAUCUGAUUCGCACUCAGAUACGCAUCCAUCCCAAACACACCCACCCGUUCUAUUACGAUCUACGCAACGUAACACUGUGCAUUAUUCGGCUGGCCUCUGCUCAUACCAUACCAUACCCAGAUGUGAGAGUCGACCAUAUUUUCAUAAUUGAGAUUCAUUGCCCUUUCAUCCUCCUCCGCCUCCUUCUCUCCCUUGUUCGUGACGUCCUUCUUCCCCUCGUUUUACCCCUUCUCUCUCUUUGCUUAUACCAAACAUUUUUGCCCUCUCUCUCUCUCUCUGACACUUAUGCUCUUUCUCCUCCACCUCCUACCCUUGCUACUACACCCAUCAUAUAUUAA